Schizophyllum commune H4-8 is the source of this 470-nucleotide messenger RNA. RefSeq lists its product as uncharacterized. NCBI's taxonomy places the organism in Eukaryota, Fungi, Basidiomycota, Agaricomycetes, Agaricales, Schizophyllaceae. The record is from RefSeq and is a predicted model, not a curated record. The transcript has 2 exons. Bases 1 to 285 code for a protein of 94 amino acids.
AUGCCGCCAUCCAUCGUGUCAUCCCUUCCCCACUGGCUCGGAGCUUAUGCUCGCCGUGGUACGCCUGGUCUUAGCGCCGCUCCUUGCGCUUCCUCCGGCGUAGGGCAUCUCUCGGCGCCCUCCCCAGCUAACCCCCUCGAUCCUGAUGUUGCACCGCGCCCCCUCCUCCUUCCGAUCGGUGUCGCCCUCCAUCGAUCACCGCCACCGGUCGUGUCUCUGACCAAUACGCCUUCCCACUCUCCUAGUGACGCCGCCCCCCUCGUCACUACCCUCCACCUCGUGUAGGCGCUGGCGGCGCUGCCUACCGGGCACCCUACUCGUGGGCGCCCCCCAUGUAUGGCUCACGCAUGGGUCCACUGUGUAGUGGUAUUCAGUACGCUUGCCCUCCUCUCUCUACCGAGCUACGCCCUACCCUACUCCCUCUUCUAUCGUCGGUCACGACCCGCCAUCACCGUCGAUCCUCUCCCUCG